This is a messenger RNA of Lates calcarifer (barramundi perch), 510 nucleotides long. RefSeq names its product cytochrome c oxidase subunit 8A, mitochondrial. Gene Ontology annotation, biological process: mitochondrial electron transport, cytochrome c to oxygen. NCBI's taxonomy places the organism in Eukaryota, Metazoa, Chordata, Actinopteri, Centropomidae. Bases 36 to 248 code for a protein of 70 amino acids. Gene Ontology annotation, cellular component: mitochondrion. The transcript is spliced from 2 exons. The record is from RefSeq and is a predicted model, not a curated record.
AGUCGAAAGACAUCUCUUCACCGUAGCGGAUAAACAUGACGGGGUUCCUGAGGACCAUCGCCAGCCGUGCUGCACCGGCCCUGCGCCGACACACCAUCACUCAGACGGCUAACGUCUACACUAGACCGCCCAAGGAAAAGCUCGGCCCGGUUGACAUUGCUGUUGGACUGGGCAUGUUAUCCCUGGCCAUCCUGGGACCAUCUGGAUGGAUCCUGGCCCACCUGGAGGACUACAAGAAGAGGGACUAAAGUGGACAUUUUAACAGUUUGAUGCCUGGUGUAUCAGCCUCCUGUCUCCAGUGACAUCCUGGGACCAUAACCAUUAUGUUCCACUGCAGAGAAGAAUAUUACACAAUGGUUUUUACCCUCACUCUUCUACCUCUGAUAGUUCCACUCCACAUCUCCAAUACAAACCAACUGUUCUUAAAACACUGACUCUGAUACAUUGAAAAUUGUAUUGUGCAUCUUCCCUCAUACGGAGUAUGUUACAAGAUUAAAUUUUAAACAGUCA